AGGGGCCGUACGGGGUCUUUGCUGGAAGAGAUGCAUCCAGGGGCCUUGCCACAUUUUGCCUGGAUAAGGAAGCACUGAAGGACGAGUACGACGACCUUUCUGACCUCACUCCUGCUCAGCAGGAGACCCUGAGUGACUGGGACUCUCAGUUCACUUUCAAGUACCACCACGUGGGCAAACUGCUGAAGGAAGGGGAGGAGCCCACUGUGUACUCAGAUGAGGAAGAACCAAAAGAUGAGAAUGCUCGGAAAAAUGAUUAAAGCCUUUGGUGGAAGCAUAUCUAUUUUUGUAUUUUGCAGAAUCAUUUGUAACAUUCCAGUCUGUCUUUAAACAUGGUGAUUUCGAUAUUUAGAAAAGUUUUGGAUUUGCUGUACAUUUUCUAAUUAACAUCACUAGUGACACUGACAAAAUUAACUUGUCUUAGAAUGCAUGAUAAGUUUGAGUGUCACAAAUCCAGAAAGAACUGCAGUGCUGUAAUACAAAUGUUAUUACUGUUUUUCUUCUAGCUGUAGUUAGUACAGGCUGAAUUUAAGUUUGUUUUGCCUGAGAGACAGAUGAGACUUGAGUAUUUCCCCAAACAGGUGAAAAUGUUGUGUGCACCAAGAACAAAGGAUCAACUUCUAGUCAUGAUGUUCUCUAAAGACAACAAAUCCCCUUUUUUCUCAAUUGACUUAACUGCAUGAUUUCUGUUUUAUCUACCUCUAAAGCAAAUCUGCAGUGUUCCAACAGCUUUGGUUUUGAUGAAAGAGAGCUGUUCAGUAAACAAAAUGAAAUCUCAAUGCUGCGCUCAGUGGCAAAAACACACUCGCUGGGUUUCUGGACCGCUCGAUUGUCCUUGCCCUCACAUGGACAUUCAAACACCCUCAUAAACACAGUAAUCUACUUUAGGAUUAAAAUGGGAUCUGAGCAUUCAAAAGAAAGCUUUGGGGAAAAAAACCAGCUGGCUUGCCUGAAAUCCUAAAUAAUAGGAAGCAGAUUGUAGGACUAUCUUCCCAAUCCUCAUGUUUUUGGUGGGGCAGUAGUUAUUUGGUUACUUUACACAAUUUGAAAUGAGAGGGAGACAUACAAAACAGGAAAAGGUGUUCGCCCUCCUGAGAGCCUUCAUAUAGAAGGAUGACAAAAUGAGGAAACAGUACAUGUCACUACCGAAGUUGUUUUUAAAGUAUAUUCAUAAGGUGACAGUUAUUCUUAUGUUGUUAACUAAACUCUAGCCACUGCAAAAGUAGUAGUCAGGUGUCUAGGUCUUUGAUAUUGCUCUUUUGGUUAACACUAAACUUAGCUUAACUAGACUCUAGAGUUGUUUGAAUUUGUAAAAAUGUUAUAUGAACUAGUGAGGUUUCAGACUCUUGUAAUUGUAGGAAAACCGUCCUUGUAUAUUCUUGUGAACUGUGUUUAAUGGUUUUACCUCAAAUCAGAAAACAAAAUGAAGUGCUUUGGUCAGUUAAUAAAAUGGUUUACCCAGUA
This is a messenger RNA of Tupaia belangeri chinensis (Chinese tree shrew), 1464 nucleotides long. RefSeq names its product progesterone receptor membrane component 1 (gene PGRMC1). Gene Ontology annotation, cellular component: membrane; endomembrane system; endoplasmic reticulum. The record is from RefSeq and is a predicted model, not a curated record. NCBI's taxonomy places the organism in Eukaryota, Metazoa, Chordata, Mammalia, Scandentia, Tupaiidae.